This is a messenger RNA of Mugil cephalus (flathead mullet), 7433 nucleotides long. RefSeq names its product DENN/MADD domain containing 4C (gene dennd4c). Lineage: Eukaryota; Metazoa; Chordata; Actinopteri; Mugiliformes; Mugilidae. Gene Ontology annotation, biological process: regulation of Rab protein signal transduction. The record is from RefSeq and is a predicted model, not a curated record. Gene Ontology annotation, cellular component: cytoplasmic vesicle; ESCRT I complex. Gene Ontology annotation, molecular function: protein binding. The coding region runs from base 526 to 6288 and encodes 1920 amino acids. The transcript is spliced from 35 exons.
CCAACAAAACUAUCAGCGCAGAUACAAACAUGGCGCCUACCUCCGCCGACAACUUCAGAUGAAAGUGUCUGCGAAGAAGAAGUAGCCAGCAAAGUUACGCAGGAGUGUUUCGAAGUGGCUUUUUUUUUUUUUUUAAUUAGACUCGCGCGCCGUUCCGGUUUAUCUCGCUUUGCAAAGAUAAAAAAAAACAAAAAAACAAAAACAAACACGGAAUAUAUUAAGCGGUAAAACAGCAAGUUGCCUUCAUGUCAACAUUGUCCCUCGCUGCAGUGUAAACAGCUGGUGCUUUAUCACCCCGAGGUGGAGGCGAUGGUGACGAGUUAUAACCGGGUAAUAACCGAUGGGGCUUGUGGAGUGUCAAAAAUGCAGGAAUUGCUCGGCCGGGAUACUCGGAGCCGUUGCCACGUGGAAACACGGAGGGAAAUCUCUUCCUUGACCUUGGCUUGGCCUGACAGGCGCUGGAAAAGGGGAGUGGAGUAAACGUUUCCUCCUACUAACCGCUUCAAGCUGCAGGUACACCCAGCCAUGAUUGAGGAUAAGGGUCACCGCGUGACAGACUACUUUGUGGUGGCCGGGCUGACAGACAAGUCCACACCUCUAGAGCAGGACCUGUCGGAUACCAAGUCCAGCGGGCCCAAAGCUCCCAUCACCGACUUGGCCGUCAUCAACAAGUCGGCAGGAGAAACCGUUCCUGAGGGCUUCACUUGCAUCGACAGCACCUACAGCGGCCAGCCAGCAAACCUUAAUCAUGGCAGUCUUAAGAGCCCCGAGCUCUUCCUGUGCUACAAGAGGGGCCGGGGGAAGUCUCCGCUUAUUGACAUUGGGGUGCUGUACGAAGGUAAGGAGCGCCUGAUCCAGGGCUGCGAGGUCAUCCAGGCGACGCCUUACGGCCGCUGCGCCAACGUCAACAACAGCUCCGCCACCUCCCAGCGCAUCUUCAUCACCUUCCGCCGAGCGCCACCUGUGCAGCCUCAGAACUCGCUGGCUGUGACGGACAUUUGCGUCAUCGUCACCAGCAAAGGGGAGACGCCACCGCACACGUUCUGCAAAGUGGACAAGAACCUCAACUGUGGCAUGUGGGGCUCUAAUGUGUUCCUGUGCUACAAGAAAUCAGUGUCUGCGUCUAAUUCCAUCAGUUACAAAGCUGGUCUGAUCUUUCGUUACCCCGAAGAAGACUAUGAAUCUUUUCCUUUGUCGGAGUCUGUGCCUCUGUUCUGUUUGCCCAUGGGUGCCAAUAUCGAGUGUUGGGCACCGAACACUCGUGACCCUCUGCCCGUCUUCUCCACGUUUGUCUUAACUGUCUCCUCAGGUGAAAAGGUGUACGGCUCAGCUAUCCAGUUCUACGAGCCGUACUCGGUGGAUCUGUUGAGCGAGAAGCAAAAGAUCCAGCUGGGCCUGCUCACCACGGUGGAGAAGAAGAUGAUCCCCAACCGGCCUGUGAACACCAAUAAAUGCAUCUGUCUGCUCUCCCGCUGGCCCUUCUUUGAGUCCUUCCGCAAGUUCCUCAUGUUCCUCUACAAGCUCUCCGUCUCAGGCCCCCAUCCACUGCCUAUUGAAAAGCACAUCUCGCACUUCAUGCACAAUGUGUCGUUUCCUUCUCCUCAAAGACCCAGAAUCUUGGUGCAGCUCUCAGCACAUGACACUUUGAUCCUCUCCCAGCCCGUCUGCACGCCCUUACCCCUCAGUGGGGCAGACUAUGGCACUCUGCUGAUGAAUCUGGGCUCGGAGAACUGCGCCACACUGCUGCACUUUGUCCUGCUGGAGAGCAAGAUCCUGCUGCACUCGCUCCGGCCCGCUGUGCUCACCGGAGUGGCCGAGGCCGUGGUGGCUAUGAUUUUCCCGUUCCAGUGGCAGUGUCCCUACAUCCCCCUGUGCCCCCUCUCUCUAGCAGGCGUCCUCAACGCGCCGUGUCCGUUCAUAGUGGGUGUGGACUCCCGCUACUUUGACCUUUACGACCCACCGCCAGAUGUUGUGUGUGUGGACCUGGACACCAACACUAUCUACCUGUCUGACGAGAAGAGACACAGCAACUGGAAGAACCUCCCAAAGAAGCCCUGCAAGAGUCUCAUUAACUCACUAAGCAACUUGCACCACCAGCUGGCCACUGUUUCAGUUCGUCAAACAGCACAGGAGAGCUCGGCGGUGGACAUGACCCCCAUCGAGGCGGACUUCACCUGGCACAAGAAAAAGACGUCCCUGGAGAUGGAAAUCCAAGAGGCCUUCCUCCGUUUCAUGGCCUCCAUCUUGAAGGGCUACCGCUCCUACCUCAAACCCAUCACCCAGGCGCCCUCUGAGAAGGCCACGGCUGCAGACUCCCUCUACGACCUGCAGGGGUUUCUCAAAAGCAGGGACCGGGCCCACCAGAAGUUCUACUCCCAGCUCACCAAGACUCAGAUAUUUAUCCGCUUCAUCGAGGAGUGCACCUUCGUCAGCGACAAGGACACGGGUCUGGCCUUUUUUGACGAUUGCGUCGAGAAGCUUUUUCCCUCUGAUAAAAUCACCGACAAGGGCACCAAGGUUGAAGGAGAAUCAUCUGAGGAUACAAGACUACUAGAGUUGGAUGAGUCUCAAAAGAGUGAGCACACGGUCUUUGUCAUGCCUCCUGAACCUCCGGUUGGUGAUGGAACUGAACCCACUCCUCAAUACACGUAUAAAGGUUUCCCCAGGCUGCAUGGAAAUCUGUUUGACCGUCCUAAAGAGUUGCGUCCAGCGAUUAGUACCAGAGCAGCAGGGGCUAGUCUUUCCAGCAGCCCUGCGCUACUCGCUAAGAGGACAAAGCAGGAAAUCAAGCUAGCUUACAAGAUGGCAAAACGUUUUUACUCCAAUCCACCGCUAUGGGCCCGCUGUCUGUUCAGCCACUGCUACAGUAUGUGGUUCAUCUGCCUGCCAGCGGCUGUGAGGCUGGCUAAGUCUAAGACCCGGGCCAUGCAACAGGGCUACAACGUCCUGUUGAAGAUGAGGACCACUGAGGUGGAGGUGCUGGAUGAGGUGUGUUACAGAGUGGUGAUGCAGCUCUGCGGUGUGUGGGGUCUUCCCGUUAUGGCUGUGAGAGUCCUGGUUGAGAUGAAGAAAGCUGGCGUUCAUCCCAACGCUAUCACAUAUGGAUACUACAAUAAGGCCGUGUUAGAGAGUCCGUGGCCAAGCCGGAACCGGAGCGGCCUCUUCAUGUGGACCAAGUUGCGUAACGUGCUUCGUGGCGUGACCCAGUUCAAGCAUGCUCCAAACCGCUCAUUGUCCAAGAAGAAUGGAUCCGCUCUGGCAACCACAGCUGCAUCAGUAGGCGGGUCAGCAGUCACUGAUGCCGACCGACUGAGUCACGGAAGUGCUGACAGCUCGAGCGAGGUCAACGGAGAGGAACAUAAUCUGUUUGCCCCCGGCCACGACACAGGAGACGGAACAGACAGCAACACAGGACGACAGUCUGAUCAAGGCUACGGCUCCAAGGAUGAGUUGCAUCAGGAACUGGUUGAUGCUUCACAUACAGCCGUGCCUUCAGCUGAUGAGAGGAGCAACGCCAAAGCACAGCAUAAUGGAGGUGACAUUGCGGUGGCAGCGGCAGAGCCCUCCAGUCCUGUCACUGUGCUUCCGUCUGUACCCAGUAUUGUUAAACUGUCCACAGGGAGCUUCGAUGGCAGCAGGGAAACUGGUACAGGACAGCUCUUCAGGAGACACAGUCAGAACGACACCGUUUCACUAUCUGAUGAGGACCCUUCGCUACCGUCCGUGGAUGUAGCGAACCAGCCUCAAGCGCAGCGGCAGAAGUCCUUUUCCGAGCGCAGCUGUAGCUUCAGCGCUGAAACCCGCGCGGGAAUGCUCCUGGAGAAAGGCGUGGACCACAUGGCCAGCAGAAUGGGCGCAGACGCUCGCAUUCUCGCGGCGUGUCUCUCUGCAGGUCCAAGUCCACCCCCUAACAGUGCGUCCAAAGCACUUUUUAAAGACCUGGAGGAGGAGCCUGAGGAUGAUCAGGGCUUGACGCUUAGGACGCUGCCAGAGGAAGAGGACCCAAGAGCCGCAGACGAAACCAAGGGAGAUGAUAAAGAGGUGAAAGGCACUGAGGUUAAUAUGGAGAAGCGGGAGAGGAAGCACACUGAGACACAGGACGAUGAGUCGGGAGCGCGUGGAGCGAUCUUGGAGAGGGCAGACGUGGAGGCGGGCGCUGACCCACUUUCCCUCCUGGUGUCAGAGACGGAGGAGUCGGCCUCUGUCACGAGCCAGGAGCCGCCACGUGCCGUUCCUCCUGUGGUGUCCCGUAACCUGGCCGAAGAGAUCGAAAUGUACAUGAGCCUGAGAAGUCCGAUGGGGCCUAAAUCCUCCAGCAUGGAGCUCCAGCAGUCCCAGGGAGACUCCACCGACGCCCCUCAGCCCAAACAGUCUCUAGAGCGGAGGUCCAGCCUCCCCGUCCCUCCUAUCAAAACUCCAACUAGCUCACCCGGAGACACGCCCAAGCGCAGCCCCAACACUGUUACUCGUUCCAAGACUUUUGCGGUAAAGUCAAAGACGUCUGCGAGCACUACAGCGAGCCCAGGUCCUAGAUCAUCCUCACUGACGGCGCUGGUCAAGUCCUCCCAAGGAGGAUCUCUAGGCUCCGUCAUUAACUCCAUUUCAGGCAUCAAAAUGGACACGCUCUUAUCGGGGCCUAAAAUUGACGUGCUUAAGUCGAGCAUGAAGCAGGCGGCAAACGUGGCCAGCAAAGUUUGGGGGGCAGUAGCAAAUGCUUACGCUUACUCAGACGACGAGGAUGAACAAACUCAGGGCGGCGGUGGCUUCCCAGCCCGUCUGGAUGAAAACAUGCUGUCUUCACACGACAUUGAUGAGAGUCCUGACAGGCGGGGCAUCCCUGGACUGGUGGCGAAUGGUCUAAACCAAAGCUGCACCAGCUUAGGUAGCAGCAGUGGCAGCAGCGACACAGGCAGAGGGACCCACCAGACACACCUAACUCCAGGUCGAGCCGGCAGGGGUCUCGACUCUGAGCCAAACUCCUCACACCACGCUUCGUCCUCGAGCAUCUACCAGAACUGCGCGCUGGAGGUGCUGAUGUCCAGCUGCUCCCAGUGCCGCUCCUGUGAGGCUCUGGUGUACGACGAGGAGAUCAUGGCGGGUUGGACAGCUGAUGAUUCCAACCUGAAUACCAACUGUCCCUUCUGUCGCACAGCUUUUCUCCCCUUAUUGCACAUCGAGUUUCACGACUUACGCACAACGACCGGGUUUUACAUGAAUCCCAGUGCCUCGGGAGAUAGUAUCCACAGCACCAGUACUCAGCCCGCAGCUAGCAGCUCAGCUGACAUUAAAGCACCAGACCUUAUCACUUUCCCAGAGGAGGAACCUAGCGAGACUCCAGAUAAUCAUCCCGGAACACAGAAGAGCCUGGUUCCAGAGCCGGUGCAGUCGGACCCCCUGGGUCUCCUGGAGCACCAGGCAGCAGGGAAGCAGCAGAGAUGUAGUGGGACUUCACUGACACGCAGCAACAGCGUUGGAGGACCUCUGCAGAGCCUGGACUACUCCCAGAGACCUGGACAUGGCAUCUCCACCACCAGCCUGCCCUGUAGCCUGCAAGAGGUGUCGGAUGGCAUGGGAGCGAAACGCCCAAAUCCCAAGCCUGUGUCUGUGCCCUAUCUCAGCCCCUUGGUCCUGCGCAAGGAGCUGGAGACCCUUCUGGAGAAUGAGGGAGAUCAGGUGAUCUACACCCACAAGUUCCUUAGCCAGCAUCCCAUCAUUUUCUGGAACCUGGUGUGGUAUUUCCGCCGCCUGGACCUGCCCACUCACCUGCCCGGUCUCAUUCUUACCUCUGAACACUGCAACAAUGGAGUACAGCUGCCCCUGACGUCCCUGACUCAGGACAGUAAGCAGGUUUACGUCCAGCUCCUGUGGGACAACAUCAACCUGCACCAAGAACCCGGAAAACCCCUUUAUCUGCUCUGGAGGAGUUUGUGGGAAAAGAAGGGGACCUUGGCUCCAACAGACCACCAGGAUAUUCGAACCCUCCUCAACACGAUUGUCCGCAACAUCCAGACCAACGACGUGUACGGGCCGAUCAACCUGCUGAUCAGAGAGAUUAAACAGCGCCCGGAGGGGUUCAAACGACAGAGGAGUAUCUAUAGAGAGAUUCUGUUUCUUUCUUUGGUGGCCUUGGGACGGGAGAACAUCGACGUAGAGGCCUUCGACCGAGAGUACCGCCAGGCUUAUGACGAACUGAGCGCGGAGCAGCUCAAGUCUUUGCACCGGAUGGAUCGCCCGCCCACCCCCAGCGUCCAGUGGUGCCUCAAAUGUUUCGGAGCGCCCUUCAUCUGAGCACCGCCACCUCGUGCUGGGAAAAAAAAAAAAAACAAAAACAAAAAAAAGCUGCUCAUGUGGAUCCGCAGGCUGCGAGACAAGUGAACUUCUUUUAAAACCUCCAUUCGGCCCUAAACAUGGUACCUAGUCCCCCCCCCCCCCCCCACCUUGGAAGAUGCCCAUUUCCUGCUUCUUCUUCUUUAUUUUUUUAUUUCUAUUUUUAACCUUAACAUGCGUUUCCAUGCAGCCGCCUCCAGGUGGGACUACUUUUGUAAAGUGCUUGGAAAGCUGCAGCCUAGUUGAGCUGUCUUUACAGAUGGUGUAUAGAAUGAGUUAUCACUGUACAGAAUGUAUUGACCCCCCCCGCCCUCCUCGUGGUGUAGACAUAUGUUGGUGUGAGUUCUUUGUGACAGUGUACAGACCCUGACUGUUGCUUUGUGCACUUUCUUUACAACAACAAAAAAAAAAAAUCUAUAACUCAACUCCAUCUGUUUUUGUAUAUAUUUUUCUCUCUGUGAGAAAAUCUGAAGCCAGGGUUGCCUAUAUAUAUAUAUUAUUAUUAUUAUUAUUUCUUUUUUUUUUUUUUUUUUAAGGCGACACGUCUCGUGUGGUCGGAGUCUUAAUGAAUGUUGAUGUUGUUUAACUGUCUCACGUUGGGGUUCAUGUGUCCGUCUGUCUGUGUAGAUAUGUGUCGGGAGUGUACAUUGGGGGGAGGCCGUGGACAAUCACUAAUCAUCAAUCACUAAAAAAAAAAAAAAAACAACAAAAAAAAAAAAGAUAUACAACAUUCCAGAUGCCACACGCGUAACCACGUAUUGGGAGGCAGAGAUCAUUAAAGAGGAAACAUCGAUCUGAAAUUAAAAAGGUGUGCCACACUACUGAUUCCCACACUUCAAUCAGGACAUGUUCACAUGACGAGAAGGACGAGCAGCCGCUCGGUGCAAACGUGUUUUUAACAGCCUCAUUUUUAACAGUAACUUACCGUAUUUGUUCAGCUAAUUCUUAUCAUAACUAUGAGUCUCACGCAUUUAGGCUGUUCCCUCCUUUAGUGUAGGUUCAAAGUGGGUACAUUACUUGCAGACAUGAUGAUUUUUCUGUGGUUUACACAGUAGCAACGUUUGAACAUUUAGCGCUGGGGAUUUUUCCUCAGAAAAAAAAAACAC